Sinocyclocheilus anshuiensis is the source of this 10106-nucleotide messenger RNA. RefSeq names its product MAX gene-associated protein-like. Bases 563 to 8980 code for a protein of 2805 amino acids. Gene Ontology annotation, biological process: regulation of transcription by RNA polymerase II; cell fate specification; positive regulation of DNA-templated transcription. NCBI's taxonomy places the organism in Eukaryota, Metazoa, Chordata, Actinopteri, Cypriniformes, Cyprinidae. Gene Ontology annotation, cellular component: nucleus; chromatin. The transcript has 24 exons. The record is from RefSeq and is a predicted model, not a curated record. Gene Ontology annotation, molecular function: DNA-binding transcription factor activity, RNA polymerase II-specific; RNA polymerase II cis-regulatory region sequence-specific DNA binding; protein dimerization activity.
AGGAAAGGGUUUUACUUCACGAUAAUCGUCAUUCGAUAAAAACCUAUGCGGUGCGAAUCGAGGCAGCCAUGACGUAAACAAAGGCGUUAAGUAAACGCAUGCGCGGUACGAUCAGCGAGCCUCUCGUCAGUCAGAGGCAGCGACGUGCUGACGUCACUGCACGCACGUAAACCUCGGAGGGUGAGACGCACGGUGUAAUAAUGUGAAAAGGGAGAGAGAGCAAAACAGCAUUAACGAAGACAGGAGAGAGAGUAUGCAUAAUAUGCAUUUCAUAUUGACGAAAGGUAACCGUCUAAUCCGGAUAAAGCUGUAUCUGUUAAAAGAAAUCGGAAAAGUUGGUUGAACAAGGGUGUUUUUCGUUGUUACUUCGUGGCCAGAGCAGAGCAUCUCUCAGAUUCGCCCGCCAUUCGAGAUGUUUCGACGUGCACGCGCCAUCCGCGCCAACUUUUAGUUAUCGGGCCUAUUAGAGACACGCGCCAUCGACGAAUGUUACUCGACGCCCGUUACACAAAAGGAUGUAGACCUGAUAUACGCUGAGGGGAGAGAUUCGGAAGCUUUCCAGAUGACUCCCAUGGCAGAUACAGAAAAGCAGGGAGCAAUGGUGCUUCAUGAAGAAGGCAUGACUGCCCCAACAUUGGCACCUCCCACUACCUCUCCACCGUCCAUCUUUGUUGUCCUUAAACAGUUGCAGUCUGGUGAUAGUGGGAAAGACAAGUGCAGCCUGAUGGCAAUUAGUGAAGCAAAUAAAAUGGUGAAAUCCUCUGUUGUAACAGGCAUCCAUCCAACAUCAUCCACUUUUGCAGACACCAACAGCACCGCACAGUCUGAGAACUUGCCAGCAGAUGCUAGAUGUAAAGGCAUCACUGUUACACUGGACAACAACAGUAUGUGGAAUGAGUUUUAUAGAUGUCAGACUGAGAUGAUUCUGACCAAACAAGGUCGUAGAAUGUUCCCCUACUGCCGCUUUCGUCUCUCUGGAAUGGAACCUUUCCAGAGUUACUUGUUGGCAAUGGAUAUUGUUCCAGUUGAUAACUACAGAUACAAAUGGAGUGGAAAAGGAUGGGAAACCAAUGGGAAGGCUGAGCCUCAUGUUUCACGUUUAUUUGUACACCCAGAAUCCCCUGCUACUGGCCUACACUGGAUGCAGUACCCUGUUUCUUUUUACAGACUGAAACUUUGCAACAACUUGGACCAAGAGGACCAUAUUAUUUUGCACUCAAUGCACCGAUACCUUCCUCGACUUCAUAUCAUACCUGCAGACAAAGACUCUGAAAACAUUCAAGUUGACAGACCCAAUGUCGUAACUCUAAGUUUUUCUCAGACAGAGUUCUUUGCGGUCACAGCCUAUCAAAACCUUCGCAUCACCCAACUCAAAAUUGACUACAACCCCUUUGCCAAAGGUUUCAGGGACGAUGCGGUCAAUGCUCGAUCAUCUAAGGCCAAGAAUGGAAUGCCCACUGAGGAAGCAAAGAGUGAGCUCAAGCUAAGCAGGGAGAUGACAACUUUGAAUAAUUUAAAAACUCUGUUCAUGAAGAGAAAUGCUACUGUUAAGGUCAGUAAGAAUCAGAAUGUUCCCAGCUCUACAAAUGGAGAAAGGAAAGCUGUUAAUGGCGAUGCUACCAUUGUAGAUGCAAAUGUUCCAAGUUUGUGCAGCAAGAAGCGCCCAUCGUCAUUGGCAUUCUCAGACUUUAUUAAAGGUGCUCAUGUGAAAGUAAAAAGGUUAUCACUCGAGAAUAUCACGAAAAAUGGUGUGGUCUUGCAAACAUCCACAACAAGUGAACAAAAGGAGGGAAUGGACAUAUCAUCCAAAACAGAAAAUAUACUACAAGUUGUUAGUAAAGAUGAAACUGUGGUAGGUGACAUUCACAGAUGUAAAAGCACAGACACCUCCUCAAAAACAGAGUUGAAAAUAGAUAAGAAUAAAACAGAAAUGCAUGAACACAAAGCUGACAAGAUUACAUUGCUAUCCUGUGACCAAAAUGAUGAAAAGGGGAUGGAGACCCUUUCUUCUCUGGACGCUGAGGCCAAGUCUGAAGCAAACACAAAGAAAGCUUUACUACAUAAGCGGCCAGAACGUGUACCCCUACCACUCCUUGCUCAGUUUCUUAAACAGAGAAAGUCUAAGACAAGACCUACUACACCAAAACCUAAUGUUCCCAGCUCAUCCUUAGACUCUGAAAAGUCCUGUGAACCUGCCUUAACCCCUGAAACCUCAUCUCCCUUGAUGUCUUCCAUCCCUUGUGUUACCACUAACUCAGAUUCACAACCAGUACUUGUCUCAUCUGAAAAAGUUAAAUUAUCAUCAUCAACAACAGAUGCAAGUAACAUAACAUCUCAGUCCACUACGUUAUCUCCAUCAGCAACUUCAUCCUCUGUAUCUGUAGAAACACAAUUAUCUGUUAGAUUUUCACCUUCCCCGAUUUGUAGUGAUCCAUUAAAUGCCCCAAACACUACCUCUCCCUCCAAACCUGAUCCUGACCGAACACCUGACAAUAUCUCUAGUGUGUUUCAUAAUGCUGAUGCUGUUUAUAUGACAGAUCCUGACAACACACUCGGGUCUCAGUCAGACAUUUCAUCUCUCCCUACAUGUGACACUUUGCAUGACACUUGUUCACCUACUUCACCUGAAGUUAACAUUGACUCUGCUGACACACCAAUUGUCCCUUCUGUCACUGCAUCUGUUUUUGAUGUGCCAUCUAGUACAGACAAUAGCGUUAUUCCUUACCAGCAACUUGCAUCAGUGCCUGAAGAUACUGGGAGUGAAUCCAUUUCUAAUUGCCUCCUAGACACUUCCAAGGGCUCUUGUCCUGAGCUUUUUUCUGAAGAAGUUCCUCCACAUAUUUUGUUCACACAUGAAGAAUCCCUUUCCUUGCCAUUAGAUGACCCAUCUUCCCCAGACUUCUCCUUACCCAGCCCAGCUCCUUCUUCUCCUGAUCCAUUUCCACCAAGUCUAUUCUGUGAAAGACCAGUACCUCCUAGAAAGACCCUUGAUUCUUUUCCAGAAAGACUAUUGGACUGCACAGGUUCUUUCUCUCCUGACCUUUUCCCACUAGGUCUAUUCAACAACAGGCCAGUAUCUCCCAGAAAGAUCCUUGAUUUUAUUCCAGAAAGACCUCUGGAUGGAACUGUAACUUCAAGAGAAUCAUUGUCACCAAGUGUCCCUAGUGGGCCAGAACAUCCCAGGGAAACAAUUGACUUGAUUUCUCAAAGUCAGUGCUCUGAUCGACCAGGUCCUCUUAAUGACUUGCAGUCUGCAGUUAGUUGUGAGACCAAUGUUUCUGAUCACAUUGUUCCUGAACCAACUAAACAUUACUCUCAUGGAAGCACUUUCAAGAAAUUCAAGGCUAAACAGAAAAAAACUGGAAAAUUGAAGUUCAGUGAAGAUAAUGAGGUGUCCAAAGGACCCAUAUCUGUUCCAAUGCAGCCCAGCCUGGAGGAUGUUGAAGGCCAGUUGUUUAUCUCCUUCUUGUCAAAGAAAGCUCUUGAGAUUCACCUUGGAGAUAAUGCCAAAACGGAGACUGCACAAAAAAACACAGAGAAUCCUGAUGGGGCCAGCUAUGAAAAUAUAGAGGAAAAGAUUGAGGAGCUAGAGAAAAUGCUUUUAUGUGAUCUGAAAGUCAUGAGGCACAGACAGGUCAUUCAUCCGGUGCUACAAGAAGUUGGAUUGAAGUUGAAUCUGCUUGAUCUCACCCUGGAAAUUGACCUGCAAUAUCUGGGUGUGCAAUUACCCAUACCCCCUCCUGUACUCUUACCCGAAGGAAGUUCAGCAUCAUCUCAAGUCCGGUUUGUUUCAAGGACAGGAAAAACCACUGACUUCACCAAAAUUAAAGGAUGGAGAGAUAAGUUUGCUGGCUCAGGAUCCCUUACCGACGGCAUGUCAAGCACAGAUGCAGGACAGAAGAACCUCUCCGCAUUUUGUAGUGACAUGCUGGAUGAGUACCUGGCCAGUGAGGGCAAACUGAUAGAUGAACGAGCUGCAACCUUAUCCCAGACUGAUGUUACGCAUGUUGCAUACCGGCUACCCACUAAGAGCACUAGCUACGUUCGUACCCUGGAUAGUGUACUUAAGAAACAAGUACCAGCUACCUUAUCCACAACAUCCAAUAAAGUCAAGCCAACUUUCAAGCUCAAGGAGGAAAAUAAAUCUAAAAAACACUUAAAGUCAGGUAUAGGAAAGCAAACAAAACCAGUGCUUACUGUUAACAAACCUGCUUUGCGCUUGAAAAAGCCACAGCAAAACAAGAAAUAUAAAACUAAGAAGGAAUCCAAGAGUUUGAGUGCUGAAAAGCCUGCUCUAGAAACUGCUGCAGUGGUAGCUUCUAAUAAGACUCCCGCGGUUGAAGUUUCUGGCUCCACGCCAUCAAGUUGUGCAGCUGGACGUACUACAGGUUUGCCUAAGACUCUGGUGAAGCUGAUGGAUGUGGAAGAUGGAGCAGUGUGGGAAGGCAAACACCGUACCUAUAUCACAGAAGAAAGGGCAGCCAUCGCACUAGCCACUCUUGUCACCGCUGAGGGGGUAUCAAAAGGAAACCCUGAUGCCAUCAGAAUUAUAAGACGACGUGCACCACCCUGCCUCAAUGUAUUCUGUAGGCUUGGCUGCGUGUGUGCCAGUCUGGUUCACUUGAGGCGACAUCAUCACUGUGGAAAACCUCAGUGCAUGUUGGGCUGUAGCUGCCUACGACGCAAAGUUGUUGCACUUAAGACCCCCAAACAGGAGGAAAGUGCAACAGAUGAGUCUGAACCUCAGCGAGUGUCAGAGGAGAACAAGGCUAAAUGGAGGAAGAAAAACAAAAAGAGAAAGACUUAUGUACUGACAGAUCCGGAUACAGCACCUGAACCGGCUAAACGUGUGAGUACAUUAUGGGAUCGAAAAAGAGAAGGUUUGGAUUCAGAAGUUCUUUUCUGUCCUCUUCCUCCGAGAUCCCCCUGUCCAGCACUCUUGUCUCGAGAAUUUCAGCAUGACCUGGAAAGCUUUUUCAGUCCUUCAAAACAAAAAAGGAUGGAAGAGAGAAAUUUGAAUAUGACUGAGGACAAUAUGGAGAGCGAGCUUACAUGUGCUCGUUCGCGACCGUUUUCCUUCGUGUGCCAUGAUAAACAAAAAAUGGUUGACCAACACCACAUCUCACAGGUCUCUACACAAGAUAUCGAGGAGGGAGAGCUUGUACCUCUUAAUUUGUCUGGCCCUGCCAAGCGGCUUGAGAUCAUAUCCGAAUGCAGUUGGGCUAGUACAGACACCAGAAAUUAUGUUAUGCGGAUAGUAUGUGAGCACAUGGCUCAGGAUCGUUUGAAGCAUCCUUUCUGGAUUGGCAAGUACUUCAUUCAGCCAGUCUCCAAGACUCUACAAGAGAAGGAGGAUGGUUCUGUCGAUACAUACAAAGUCAUCAUCUCUCAACAUACAGAGAAGAAAACAGAAGACGAGAAGGUUGCGCAAAACAAAGCUGAGCUGAAAAAGGAUGUAGAGACGAGUGAGGUGAAAGGUCUGCCCUUCCUCUCCAGGUGUUGUCCUGCAGGCUUGCUCAAGGCUGAGAAAAAAGCACCUGAUGCUCCAGGACGGAUAAUGGUUAAUGGAAAGACAUACCCACAAGCCAAAUUAGAGCUGGGAAAGAUGGGAGCUUUGCACCCUGCCAACAGACUGGCAGCUUAUAUUACAGGGAGAAUAUGUCCAGUCAGUCAGUCUGGACCUAAUGUGGCAACAACAUCAACUGUUACAAAGGCCUCUAUCACAUCCAUUCCGGUCUGUACUGUGUCCACAGUAACUACAGUUACCAGCACGUCUGCUUCUACAACCACACCGCUCAUCAAGUCUGUAGGUGUGUCUGGUCUAACCCCAACAACUACUGUCUCUUCACUUGGAUCAACCACCCCUGGAAAAAAGACUGUUUAUAUCACAGUUAUGUCCCAUAGUACAGGCCUCACCAGUAGUGGUCCAAGGUUUACAAAGCCUGUCACACAGACUCGUCCCCCACAGACCCCAGGCCAAAAGGUGCUGCUUCAGGUGGUGAAGACAGCUGAUGGCAACACAUUGUACCGUAAUCCUAAUGGCCAGCUGUUGCAGUUGGUGCCUCUAAGUCAAAUCAAAGCUAUCAAACCCAGCCUCCUAUCUCAAGGUCAACCAACUUUUAUUCGUUUGCCCACACCUACUGCAGUCAAUCCAAAAAAGCUUCAGGGUGGCAGCGCUACCAUAGUCACAUCUUCCAGCCCAACGCCACAAAUGCAGACAAAGCCUGCUGUCACUAUACCAGUCUCUACAUCUUCAUCUAUGAGUGGCAAGCCAGUCACACUCACUUCAUCCAAGACGGUCUCAUUGAGCAGCCUUCCUUCUACCCUUAAAGUUGUCCCAGGUUUUCUGGGACAGUCUGGCACUUGCACAUUAAGGAUUCUCCCACCAAAUCCUGUUCAAAACACUGGAAUUAUCAUUCCAACUUCCUCCCCUAUCCUCCCUCAGAGUGGCUUUACCUUGCUUAAGCAUGGAAGUUCAACGCUACUGAACCAAAGCUCCACUAAGUCUGAGACUGCCGUUUCUGUUAGCUCAGUUUCAACAGAAGGGGCAAUCAGUCAUGUCCGUAACCAAUCUGAAAUGGAUCCUUCUAAACAAAAAAGCUGUGACGGUUCUGAACUAAUAGCAGAAAAUAUAUCAGAGCUUCCAUCUUCUGCUGCCUCCUCUCCAAAUCCCAGUCAGUUUUCUGGAGGUGGUUCGAGUUUGGCUGAAGCUGGUAACAGAGCUAAUCCCAAAGUGAAAGAAACACAUUUUAACAUUGCUCCAGUUUCUGAAGAGGAAGAGAUUGGUUCGGAUGUAACAGAAUUAACUGAUGACUCUGACUUGUACAGUGAUGAUGACCGAGAAGAUGCAUGUAGUUUGAGUGGUUCUGAUAAAGAAGAGAGGCUGUUGGAUACAGAUGGUUUGGGCUCUGAGAUGAAAGAUUUUGCAGAGGUGGUGGUUGAUAUUGAGACUAUUGAAGAGUCUGCCGAGGAAAACUAUAUUACCAAACUUCAGGCAUCUGCAUUGAGGCGGAAUCAACAUCAGAGUGACCAGAAGCACAUUCAUGAUGAAAGGUUGGAGGUGAGGGUCAAGAGAGUGAGGCUGGAGAGAAAAAGGCGCCACACACUUAAAGAGUGCUUUCUUAAACUUCAUGCAACACUCGGAAAGCCUUCAAAAAAUCUUAAGACCUCCAAGAUGAGAAUCCUUACAAUGGCUCAAAAAGAGAUAGAGUCCCUGGUUAACCAGGAGGACCACUUAGUAGAAAGAAGAGCGAGGCUGCAAUUUAAGAGACAGCGUUACCUACAGACACUUUCACUAUUGUGUGAAAAGAGUACAGAGUCCAUCAGGCAGAAGCUUAAUGAAAUUAUUGCUAAACAAAAAUCCCUGGAAGCCCAGUCUAAUGCAAAAGAGAUGAAGUCCCAGCUGAACCAGGCAAUGCCCAAAUCUAAACCCAAACGUAAACUAGCUGAUCUAGGAAGUAAACAGAAAGGUUUAGCAUACCAGAACAAAUUGAAAGAUGUUCCCAAACCUACAUAUUCUCCUUCCAAACCAAUGGACUUGAGUAUUAAAAAACAAAAAAGCCUGGAACAGACUGAAAGUGUUUCCAAAUCCGCACCAGCCUCGCCUGCAAACCUCGAUGCUAGCAAAAACUCUCUUAAAACUCAGGAUAAAGAGAAAAGUAGCACGUCUAAACCUUCUCAGCCAUCCUUUAACUCCAGUCCACAAAAGAAACCUGUCUCUGUCCCAAGUCCUGUAAAACAUUCCCCAAUACCACGUGAGAGAACGCGUCCAAACAUUCUCUCCCGUGCUACAUCCCAGAUGAUACAAGGAUCUCCAGUCAACGAGCCUCUUUUUACUAAUGUGUGUAUACCUCAAGCAUUCCCUCUGAUGAAUACCAUGGUUCCAUGCAACCAAAUCAUAACCAUAAACAACCCACUUCAACCAAUUGGCAUCACCUCUGUAGGGACACAGCAAUCAUCCACACCAGGUGUUGCAUCUGUGUCCAUAGUUCCUGCAGUAUCACACCCGGUUGGAGUGAAAAAUCCCCUUCCAUUGUUGCGGUCUCAGUUUAUUAAAAUUACAAACAGUCCUGUUAAUAUUAACACACAAGUGGAUUCCGCCAACCUUCCAAAUAUCACCAAUGUUAUUUCUCUGGUUCCACCGGUGGAGAAUCUGGUAAUACCACAGAAAGUUGUGGAAGAUACAUCUGUUGUCCAGGCACAGCCAACAUCUGUCCCUGCACCUGUGGAGAAUCAGCAGAACCCUUCAGAUGUUAAAAUUCCUGAUUUGGAGGAAAGGGCAGUUGUGGAUGAGCCUCAAUCCAAGGAUGUCCCCAAACAACCUGUUGGAGGAGAUGAGAACAGUGCAUCUGUUACUUCAUCCAACCAAGAAGGACUGGACAAGAAAGGUCCGGAUGACUGCAACGAUCCUGAGGAUGAAAAUCUCAUGUCUUUGUUAGACGAACUUGUUCUCCUUAGCCAGCAGCUGAGUAACGAAGAUGAAGAUCAGAGAAUUGUCGUGCCAGGCGAGAUACAGUCAUGUUCGGACAAGCAGGCAGAUGAAGAACGGGAUGAUGACCGUGCUCUCAGUCCCUUGUUCCUAACUCUGGAUGAAGAUCUAAUGUCUCCAGACUCUAAAGAUGAAAUCGAUAUCCCACCCAAAGUGGAUGACUUGGUCAAAGUCAUUUUUGGAUCAGAUUCACCUUCCGUUUCAUCUGAAUCUGGGGUUGCACCAUCAACAAACGUUCAGAGUCCACAUGCCCCAACGUGCAACGAUAAAGGUGAUGCCCCUACACUGCCACCUCUGUUGCACAUGAAAGCUGCAUGUGAAGCUGCAUCAGGUCAGUCUACCAAUGAAGGGACCAGUGUGACAUGGCGGCCUAUGCCUAAACUGGUUCCUCUAGGGUUAAAGGUUCAAGACACUGUUUUGAAUAAGGUGACUGGCUCCCCAGUUCUCAAACCAGACUCAAACGAGGAAGAUGUUCAUAGAACACAAAUGUGAUCUACCAAUCAGUGUAUCAGGUAUAGCUGCUGCUUACGUUUAACAUGUUUAUGUACAGAAUAGGUUUUUUUUAAUGUAUUUAUUGUUUGUUUGCUGUCAAAUUCCUGCUGCUGUGGGCGCCACCUGUUGUGCCUCUGGUAAAUCCAAAGACUUUUGUUGAUUUGACCUUUUUUUGUUUUUUUGUAUACUCAAACUACUAGACCAGCUAGAUGUCUGACUGGUUUUGCUAGCAAUUGUGCAUCAACUCUUUGUGGUAAUAGUUGUGAAAGAAGCUGUUUACUCAUCCUAACCUCCAUAUUGGAGCAUGUUAUUUUUUUCCCAUUGGAGUUCAUUAAGAAAAUAAAAGAAAAAGUUUACUUGCUCUUUAAACAUAGGAUUAUUUCUCCCUUAGCGCAAUGAAGGUGAAGCUGAUCAUUAUUGUUUGUGCUGGGAAUUUUGUGUGAUCAUUAGGGUGGUUUUCCAGGUGACCUUUUUAGGUAUAAUUGAAUUUGCCCAGUGACUUUUAACAGUAAAGCCGUAUCACCCUUGAGUUUAUCUGCUAAUGAGAUUACACAAAUGUCACUGUCUUUGCAUCUAGUUGAAACUUGAACCACUGUCGAUUAAACCCAUUUACAUGAAUGCAUGUUAAGGCAAUAAUAGAUGUUAAAUUCAGAAAACAGGCUGUGUUCUUGUUACAGAAAAGCUAGAUUAUAUACAUAUAUCUUAUGUUGAGUGCCUUUCAACAGGUUCUUCUAUAUGCAUAUUGGGACAUAGGUUUGUUGAAUUAGGGAAUAGUAAACCUAUAACAAUAGCAUUAGGAGCUUAGGAAUAAAAGGAUAUAGUGUAUCCACUGCUGAGGUUUACUCUAAUGUGUUAGUACUGUGUUUUUAAUUCUCUUUUGACUUUUUUUGUUUUGUUUUGAAAGUAAUUGGUGAAGUUUGAGUGCAGUCAGUUUAUUGCAUUUGAACGUUUUAGUUUUGAAAACCUUAUUUCCCCCACCUCAACAGCAACAUAAAUUAUAAUGAAGCAUUUCAAAGGGUUGUAACGCUAAUGUCACACUUCCAAUGAGGUGGUUAACUUCAAGAGAUCCCUCAGUUUGAGCUUACAAAUGUAGUAAUCACUAUGCAAUUGUUUUGCUUUAGAUUUA